Molecule: messenger RNA, 1364 nt
Organism: Acanthopagrus latus (yellowfin seabream)
Lineage: Eukaryota; Metazoa; Chordata; Actinopteri; Spariformes; Sparidae
Product: cytochrome c oxidase assembly factor 8
Exons: 6
Coding region: 179-805 (208 amino acids)
Biological process (GO): intrinsic apoptotic signaling pathway
Cellular component (GO): mitochondrion
Source: RefSeq, a predicted model, not a curated record
UUCCUCCCGCUUCUAAACAACUUACUUCACCCGCAGAAAUGUCACUGAAGCUCACAGCUGGUUCCGAUCCACAACACGGGCGUGAUGAAGCAGAAGCUGAGCCACUGCCCGCCACGUACAGUCCUCUGUGAAUACCAUUGUCUGUGCCGGAGCGCAGGUUAGUGUCGGUCCAUUAAAGAUGGCGUCAUCAGCAGCAGCAGCAGCAGCAGCAACAUGGAGGCUUCUCAGCUCUGCCAGCCUCCACGCUCCUCUGCGCCCACACCGCUUAUCAGCAGGCAGCAGUCGGCUGUGCAGCUCCACACAGACAACACAACGGGACAAGAAACCAAAGAGAUCUCCCUUCAGGCCGGCCCCCAGCUCCACGCACGACUGGAUUGGCCCACCGAACCCUCUCUCCAACCUGCGGCCGAUUGUUUACCGCAUCCCUGAGAACGAAACCGAGCUGGAGAAACGCCUGCGACACCUGAGGCAGGAGACGGAGGACUGGAACCACGACUUCUGGACCAAGCAGAACGUCACCUUCAGCAAGGAAAAAGAGACGUUCAUCAUCUCACAACUGAAAGCGAAAGGCUUGACUGUGCGUGACGAGCAAGGACGGCGGCGGGCCCUGAGCAGUGAAGAAAUGGCGGUGUUUUACAAGAGCUUCCUGGACAAAAACAGAAUACGACAUGCAAAUUAUAACAAAGAAUGGUACCGACGUAACUUCACCAUCACGUUGCUGAUGGCCCGAGUCGCCCUGAACAACAUGUGGAAGACAGUCAGCGAUCGAUACAGCAGAAAGAAAAACAGCACCCCGAACUCAUGAUGAGACAUAAAACACACACCCGCCUACAGAUCUGUGUUGUCACUGCUUCUUCUGAUAGUUCCAGGAAUUACUGAACUUUCGGUCUUGUCUGUUUCUUCUAGUUCUGACGCCUGAUGGUUGAUUUGAUCAUAUCUCAGCUCAGGAACUGAAAUAAGUUUCUACAACUCACUUGAGACGGACAGAAAUAUGAGCUGUCGAUUUGAAUAAUUCAGCCUCUACAUCUGGCUUAUAAUUGCACUGAAAAAUACAUAAAUAAGAUUCACGUCAGCAGGAUGUUCCCCUGAAACAUCAGAUGUAGGCUGCUAACACCUGCCUGGUAUUAAACAACUGUUCUGAUUCUUUGAGGAUUUGCAGACGUUUGUUUUGAAGUCAGAUCUUGAGACUUCUCUGCGAGCUGUGUUGUGUUCAUGUUUGUUGAGGCAACGGAUGGAAGAGAAACUGUUAUUUGUCUCAAAGUUUUGUGUAAAUGUCGCUCAGUUAUUGAUGCAAUGCAUAAGAGAAAUAACAGAAAUAUUCUGAUUUUGGAUGUUUGUAAUAAACUAAAGGAUUAUUUCAUCGG